This is a messenger RNA of Haemorhous mexicanus (house finch), 2428 nucleotides long. RefSeq names its product dehydrodolichyl diphosphate synthase subunit (gene DHDDS). The coding region runs from base 99 to 1100 and encodes 333 amino acids. Gene Ontology annotation, cellular component: dehydrodolichyl diphosphate synthase complex; endoplasmic reticulum. The record is from RefSeq and is a predicted model, not a curated record. Gene Ontology annotation, biological process: polyprenol biosynthetic process. Gene Ontology annotation, molecular function: ditrans,polycis-polyprenyl diphosphate synthase [(2E,6E)-farnesyl diphosphate specific] activity. The transcript has 9 exons. NCBI's taxonomy places the organism in Eukaryota, Metazoa, Chordata, Aves, Passeriformes, Fringillidae.
GCGCGCUCCCCCGUGUGACGUAGGCGGAAGGGCACGUCACCGUCCGGCGGAGGCUGAGGCGGCACCGCCGGGCCAGGAAAGGAGCUCUCAAUAAAAAAAUGUCGUGGAUCAGAGAGGGCGAGCUGACCAUCAUAGAGAGGUUCUGUGCCAACAUCAUUAAGGCAGGUCCAAUGCCCAAGCACGUUGCCUUCAUCAUGGAUGGCAAUCGCCGCUACGCCCAGAAGUGCCACGUGGAGAGGCAGCAGGGACAUUCCCAAGGCUUUGAUAAGCUGGCACAGACGCUGCGGUGGUGCCUGAACCUGGGCAUUCGGGAGGUGACAGUGUAUGCCUUCAGCAUUGAGAACUUCAAACGCUCCAAGGAGGAGGUGGAUGGGCUCAUGGACCUGGCCAGACAGAAGUUCAGCCGCCUCCUGGAGGAGCAGGAGAACCUGAAGAAGCACGGGGUGUGCAUCCGUGUCCUCGGGGAUCUGCCCCUCCUGCCCGUGGAUAUCCAGGAGCUGAUUGCCCAGGCUGUGCUGGCAACCAGGAACUACAACAAGUGCUUUCUGAACGUCUGCUUUGCUUACACAUCGAGACAUGAGAUCAGCAAUGCUGUCAGGGAGAUGGCCUGGGGGGUGGAGCAAGGACUGCUGGAGCCCAGUGACGUGUCUGAGUCGCUGCUGGAUAAGUGUCUGUACACCAACAACUCCCCCGACCCUGACCUGCUGAUCAGAACCUCUGGAGAGGUUCGCCUCAGUGACUUCUUGCUCUGGCAGACAUCCCAUUCAUGCCUGGUGUUUCAGUCAGUCUUGUGGCCAGAAUAUUCCUUUUGGAACUUGUGUGAAGCUAUCCUUCAGUUCCAGAUGAACUACAGUGCUUUACAGAAGGCCAGAGAUUCCUACCUGGAGGAGAGGAGGCGACAGCAGCUGGAGAGGGACCAGGCUUACGUGACCAAGAAGCUGCAGCAGGAGGGCUGUGUGUCCCACGGAGACUCGCGGCGCCGGCGCACGCUGCUGCAGAAGUGCACGGCCCUGAGGGAGGAGAGGAUCCAGGGCUUCCUGCAGGCCCUGGAGCACAAGAGAGCAGACUUCUUGGAGAGACUGUGUCCGGUGUCUGCGUGACACAGGUGCUGGCUCUGGGGAACACAGCCUGCAGAGCUGCUGCCACAGGGACUGGCCCAGCGGGUCCUGCCCUGGCAGCCGGGGCUGCUCCAGGAGCUCCUGUCCUGCUGGCCCUGCCCCAGCAGGGAUGGCUGCUGUGAACUCUCCUGGCCUGGGAUGCUGCUGAGGAAGGUGGUGCCGUCCUGUGUCACCUCCCUGCCCUGGUGACAGAUCCCUGCACCCUGCUGGGUCUCUGCUGCUGGGUCCUUGGCAGGCCAGGUGUUGUGGUGACAAGAAGUUAACUGCGAUGAGCCUCCUGCAGUUCUCUGAUUGCUCCUGAGCUGGCCCAGCCUGACCAGCUCAGUCCUGUUAAAUCAGCCUGGGCUCGGGUUGUUCCCAUGGCUUUGCAGUUGGAAUCUCCUGUAGAGAUGUCCUCUGCUGUCCCAUCCACUGAGCCCCGCUUUCUGCAGGGAGGGGAUUGUUCCUGGUGUCAGGGGCAGUCCCCACUGCCUGCUCACUGAGAGCACCUUGUCUUUUCCCCACCUGGCUGCUGGGUGGGAUGUAUCCACUCCUGCUUUCCAGAGAGCUAAAGGAAAGCCUUGCUGUAAGGAAAAAGAAGCUGCUCCAAAGCUUCAGCAGGUUCUGAGAUCUCUCCUGAGCAGUGUAUUGGGGAAAACCCAGGUGCAGAAGGUGCUGGACCACACUGACCUUGGGAAAGGCUCUGAGCAGGCAGGAAAAAAGGAUUGCUUGGGAAUGAACCUUCUCAGGAAGGAAAUUGGCUAAACAGGUGAUGGCUACCACAUGCCAAACCCUCUGAGGGAGUUCCAGGGAAUGAGGGUGGGCUUAAUUCAGGAAUACAGUAGCCAAAACCAACCUCUAACCCCAGCCCAAAUGGUUCAGAGGGGCAGUUUGGCCAGAGCAGCUGUGGAGUAUUGCUUGUUCUCAGUUUGCCAUAGGCAGGGAGAUGGACAAGCUGAUUUCCAAGGCUGUUUCCAUCUCUCAUUCCUCCUGGUUUCCGUCCCCACGAUCAAACUAACUGAAAAUGUCUUGACUUUUGCUCCUGAUGCACACACACGUGUGGCAGUACCAGCUGUUGCUGGGUUUUGAAGUGUUUCUUCUUACCUCCAGGUGAAAACCACAAAAUGCAGAUUUAACAGCCUUGUUGUAAGUGCUGCUCACUGAGCACUUGGCCUGUGAUUGUGAAGAAUUGUGUAGUCAAACUGGGAAUAAAGUAUAUUCAUACCAAAGUUAUUUAAAAAAUAACCUGAAUGUUUAAAAAUAUGUGGAGCUGCUUAUUUUAAGGUGUGAUGAAGCUGGAAUCCAGGUUUAAUAUAAUAAUAUUUAAUCUG